AUGCCCGAGACGCAGAUACAGCCAGUCGACCCCCAGAAGCUGGGCAAGAUUGCAUUCAGACAGUCGCAGGAUCUGAUCGACGACUGGGAUAUAGAAUACGACGAGUCAGUGCAAGCCGGAGACCAGUUUGGAAAUCUCAAAGCAGCGGCGCGGGAUCUGGUGGAUACGGACGUGCCAGUUGCAUUUCCGACUGAGACGGUAUACGGCUUGGGGGCGGAUGCCACGAGAAGCGCGGCUGUGCGGGAGAUUUUUGCUCGAAAGGGCCGGCCGGCUGACAAUCCGCUGAUUGUGCACAUACACUCGUUACCGCAGUUGCGAGCGCUGUUGGCGGGAAAACUGGAUGUUACGGGCGAUGGAAAGAUUGAUGGCAGGGAUGCUAUACCGGAGAUUUACAGGCCGUUGAUUGAGCGGUUCUGGCCUGGCCCUCUUACCAUUAUCCUGCCGACUCCAGAGAAUACGAUUCUUGCGCCAGAAGUCACGGCCGGUCUGUCGACUUUCGGUGCUCGGAUGCCGCGGUCUAUCAUCGCUUUGUCGCUAUUGCGGCUGUGUGGACGCCCACUUGCUGCGCCCUCUGCAAACGCAUCGACUCGUCCGUCUCCCACGGCUGCUGAACACGUGUACGACGACCUGAAUGGCAAGAUCAACCGGAUAAUAGACGGCGGCCCAUGUGAAGUAGGUGUAGAAAGCACAGUGGUAGACGGGCUGUCCAGUCCCCCAGCAAUCCUGCGACCAGGCGGCGUAACAGUAGAACAACUACGACAAUGUCCCGGGUGGGAAAACGUAGUAGUAGGCUACAAGGACAAGCAAGCCGAAGACUCGAGCAAGCCACGAGCCCCAGGCAUGAAGUACAGACACUACAGCCCCAAAGCCGCUGUUCUCCUGUUCGAAGCAGGCGCACAGCAGCCUGCACCCGAGGAACUGAAGAGCAAGAGCCGCAUCGGCAUCAUCAGGACAAAGAGCUGGAAACCUAUAUUAGAUCUCAACGGCGAGAAAGUAAAGACUACAGAUUCAAAUGGUUGGAAGGCGUGCUGUACACCGGAAACUCCAGCUUCUGUAGCUGCCGACGCUUCUUCGUUGCGCCAAUCCAACCUCGUGCGGUCCGUCAUGCAGCACCAAAUCCCGCGCUCCGAUCACUACAUUGUCAAGCCCGAGGCGCUGCACGUGUGGGAUAUCAAUCUGGGUGCAGACACCGAGGAUAUUGCGCGCGGCUUGUUCUCGGCACUGCGCGAGCUGGAUAAGAAGGGUGUAGAGAGCAUUUUCGUCGAGGGCAUUGACGACAAGUCGGGCGAUGAUAUUGCGGCGGCGGUGAUGAAUCGAUUGAGGAAGGCGGCUGAGAUUCGCAUUUGA
Messenger RNA from Exserohilum turcica Et28A, 1347 nucleotides. RefSeq lists its product as uncharacterized. The record is from RefSeq and is a predicted model, not a curated record. NCBI's taxonomy places the organism in Eukaryota, Fungi, Ascomycota, Dothideomycetes, Pleosporales, Pleosporaceae. Gene Ontology annotation, biological process: regulation of translational fidelity. Gene Ontology annotation, cellular component: cytoplasm. Gene Ontology annotation, molecular function: double-stranded RNA binding; tRNA binding; nucleotidyltransferase activity. The transcript has a single exon. The coding region runs from base 1 to 1347 and encodes 448 amino acids.